Brassica napus (rape) is the source of this 3135-nucleotide messenger RNA. RefSeq lists its product as uncharacterized. The coding region runs from base 269 to 2932 and encodes 887 amino acids. The transcript is spliced from 4 exons. Lineage: Eukaryota; Viridiplantae; Streptophyta; Magnoliopsida; Brassicales; Brassicaceae. The record is from RefSeq and is a predicted model, not a curated record.
CGAUUCUCCAUCACUCUCCUUCAUCGCCGCUUCUCCCAGCUCCGAUUCAACUCCUGUUCUACAUCUCUUAGGUAUAGGAAGUCACAAUUUCGAUAUCUCUGUCAGUGUUAAGCUGAAAUCGAAGUUUUAUUUUUUUGCUUUAAUUUCUUGGUUGCUUUGAUAUGUUGGUUGCUUUGAUUUCCUGUUUUAUUCCAGUUAUCUUUUUAUUUGGUUGGUAUCGUUUCAUGCUCUGAAUAUUUUUGCUAUAUCAUUACAUCCUCUGACUCUUAUGUGUUAUGUUAUAAGUUCGUUUUGUUACAAAAGGUUUCAACUUAGGUUCGAACACAGCAUUAUGGACAAAGCUUGGGUACAUCUAAACAGAGUUGAUCCUGGAUAUGAGAGAGGGGCUUCAAAGUUUGUCCGGGAUGUGGCUUCAGCAAUGGGAGGGGUUGAUGUUAUUGUAUGUCCGUGUAUUGACUGCCGUAACAUAGUUCGACAUUCAGCAAGUGUGGUACUUGAUCAUCUUGUUACUAGGGGUAUGGAGGAGGGUUAUAAGAUGCGGGCUGAUUGGUAUCUACAUGGAGAGUUGAACGCAGAGGUUGCUGAUGAAAGCAAAGGAAGUGAGUGGAACGAUGAGAUCUAUGGGUUGUUCAGAGCUGCUGAGUGUUUUGAUGAAGAGUUAGCUGGUAUGGGGAAUCUAUCUGAUAUGGCAGAGGGAGAGGACAAGAGAGAAGAUGAGUUCUUGGCAAAGCUAGCUGACGCUGAAACACCAUUGUAUCCGAGCUGUUCAAGCCAUAGCAAGUUAUCUGCAAUUGUUUCGUUGUUCAGAUUGAAGACUCAGAAUGGAUGGUCUGACAAGAGCUUCAAUGAUUUGCUAGAGACCUUGCCAGACAUGUUACCUGAAGAAAAUGUCUUGCACACAUCACUCUAUGACGUGAAGAAGUUCUUGAAAUCAUUUGACAUGGGCUACGAGAAGAUCCAUGCUUGUGGCAACGACUGCUGCCUAUUCAGAAAGAGGUUCAAGAAGCUCGAUAAGUGUCCUAAAUGCAAGGCUUCAAGGUGGAAGACUAAUGUCCACACGGGUGAGACGAAGAAAGGCGUCCCACAGAAAGUUCUCCGUUACUUCCCUGUAAUACCAAGACUGAAGAGAAUGUUCCGGUCUGAAGAAAUGGCCAAGGAUUUGAGGUGGCACUUUACCAACAAAAGCAGUGAUGGAAAGCUGCGUCAUCCUGUUGAUUCUGUGACAUGGGAUCAUAUGAAUGCCAAAUACCCUACGUUUGCAGAUGAAGCAAGGAACCUGAGGCUGGGACUUUCAACAGAUGGAUUCAAUCCAUUCAACAUGAAGAACUCGAUGUACAGUUGCUGGCCUGUUCUGCUAGUUAACUACAACUUACCUCCAGACCUGUGCAUGAAGAAGGAGAACAUCAUGCUUUCUUUGCUGAUUCCUGGUCCACAUCAGCCUGGUAAUAGCAUAGAUGUGUAUUUAGAACCCCUAAUCGACGAUCUUAACACUCUGUGGAGCAUUGGAGAGGUAACAUACGACGCUCUUACUCGAUCAGCUUUUAGACUAAAGGCGAUGCUGCUUUGGACAAUCAGCGAUUUUCCAGCUUAUGGGAAUCUAGCAGGCUGCAAAGUAAAGGGAAAAAUGGGAUGUCCGUUAUGUGGAAAAAAUACAGAGAGCAUGUGGUUGAAGUUCAGCAGAAAGCAUGUGUAUAUGGGUCAUAGAAAGGGUCUGCCACCAACUCACAGUUUUAGAGGAAAGAAGAAAUGGUUUGAUGGAAAAGUAGAACAAGGGAGAAGGGGAAGAAUACUUACUGGGCGUGAUAUUUCUCAACAUCUGAGAAAUUUUCACAAUGAUUUUGGAAAUUUCAAACGGUCUGCCAGUAAGAGAAAAAUGAUGCAGGGUUCAACUGAUUUAGGGUCUGAUAUUGAGGGUAUGUCGAGUGAAUCAGAUGAAGAGGAAGAAGUACUAGUAGAUGAGGAUGAGUUAUCUAGAUGGAAGAAGAGGUCAAUAUUCUUCAAGCUACCUUAUUGGGAGGAACUCCCGGUGAGGCACAACUUAGAUGUAAUGCAUGUGGAGAGAAAUGUUGCUGCAAGCUUAGUUUCAACGUUGUUGCACUGUGGGAAAUCUAAGGAUGGCCUUGCCGCUCGUAAGGAUCUGGAGGAGCUUGGUAUUAGGCCGGAUUUGCACCCUAGAGUGCAAGGAAAAAGAACCUAUCUCCCUCCAGCACCAUGGUCUUUGUCCAAGCAAGAAAAGAAGAUAUUUUGCAGGCGUCUAUUUGACUUCAAAGGGCCAGAUGGAUAUUGUUCUAACAUAUCAAGAGGUGUCUCGUUGGAUGACUGUAAAGUCUCUGGUCUGAAAUCACAUGACUACCAUGUUUUGAUGCAACAACUUCUGCCGAUUGCACUUAAAGGGUUGCUGCCAAAAGGACCGAGGCUUGCAAUUUUUAGAUUAUGCUCUUUCUUCAAUCUGUUGUGUCAAAGAGUGAUUGACAUGGAGAAGCUUCUGGUUAUGGAAGCUGAGAUUGUUGAGACUCUGUGCUUGUUUGAAAGAUACUUUCCUCCAAGUUUGUUUGAUAUCAUGCUUCAUUUGACUGUCCAUCUAGGAAGAGAAGCUCGGCUUGGUGGACCAGUCCACUUUAGAUGGAUGUACCCGUUUGAAAGGUACAUGAAAGUCCUCAAAGACUUUGUUAGAAAUCCUGCAAGACCAGAGGGCUGCAUAGCUGAGUGCUACCUUGCUGAGGAAUGUAUCCGGUUUUGCAGUGAGUUCCUGAAGAAAACAACAAAUGUUCAAGAGAAACAGGAUAGAAACACAGAGUAUGAGAACAAUUCUAUCUUAGAGGGUCGUCCAAUAACCACUGCUACUUCAGUAACUCUCACUGAAACGGAAAAGAGAAUUGCUCAUCUUGCUAUCAUCCAAAACAUGGCUCUGGUCGAACCUUAUGUAGAGUAAGUAUAAAUUUAUCUUUCAUUACAUAGUUUUUAUUUACAAUCAAUAACUUUUUCUAAUUUAUUUCUAUUUUGAUCUGCUACUAGUGAGCAUCUACAAUAUUUACAAGACACAGAUGGAAGGUGUCGGCGAGAUGCAUCAACGUUAUGGAGUAUGCAUACUAAGAAUUUUGCUUCCUGGCUAAAAGAGAAGGUACUGAAUUACAU